CUUUUCCUGGGAGGAUGCGAGCGUUUCCGGCCGCGGCGGCGUCAGACUGCUGGCUGUUGGAUCUCAGAGGGACCUGAAGCUGCUGGAGGUGGACGCCGAGCGGUCAGCCUCCGUGUCUCUGCUCCGUGUCUCUGAAUGUCCCGCAGCUCGCCUGCUGCAGACGCUCAGAGAGCAGGACGAUGGUGUGUGCGAGCUGCAGUCGGUGCGUUUGUUGUCGUUUGCUGCCGGUCGCUGCUACGUGCUGCUGAACUGUGAUUGGCUGCUGCAGCUGCGAUGGCAGCCGGCGGAGGACGAGCCGCAGACAGUUUCCUGCUGCAACAUCCAGCUCACCGACAGCGACAGACACGCUGCUGUCCACCACUGCGUCUGCAGAGACACCCUGUUUGUCCUCAGCUCCACUGGACUCAUAUCUGUGCGUGACGUCACUGACGGCAGUCCGCUGGCCACCGUUGACCUCUCCGUGUACCUGACGUCUGUCCCUGCAGAGGACGACCUCCUCCCCUCCUCCUCUUCCUCCUCCUUCUCCUCCUCUUCCUCCUUCUGCCUCCUGCAGGUGUCAGCUGAUCUCAGUACAGCCGUCGCCGUCACUGAGUCUCACACCGCCGCCGCCGUCGACCUCGACCACUACUUCAGUUUGUAUCCAGACCACCUGCUGUGUGCUGAGCCCCCCUCCCGGCCCCCCAUCCGGCCCCAGAACCCGGGAGACCAGGACAGCCUGUCCAGCUCCAGCUGCAGCCUCGCGGCCCUCGGAUCCACUUUCAGCACCGACCGCUCCUGGGAAGCUCGUCUGGCUUCCAUGUACAGCAGAGCCCAGCAGCCUGCAGCUCCCUCCUCCUCCUCCUCCUCCAGGCCUUUCCAGACCUCCUGGUCCUCCUUCCUCCACCACCUGGAGUCCCACCAGGCCCCGCCCUGGGUCCACAGCAGAGUGCCUUGCGGUGGAGCAACCGUUGAUUUCGCUGUCCCCGAGACGUCGGCUCCAUCUCGGCUCACUGUGUCAGAUUUCUCCGCCCAGCUGACCUUCGUCUCCCCCGGCAACAGACAGACCACAGUGGCCUUAUGGGAUUUAGAGUCUGGGAGGGUGAGCUACCAUCGGGCGGAGGGCGAGGCGACGCCGGUCCAGCUCUGUGGAGAGAGACAGCACACGCUGCUGCUGAAGAGUAAGUCCAGCAAGUUUUUAUUGAG
This is a messenger RNA of Plectropomus leopardus (leopard coralgrouper), 1182 nucleotides long. Lineage: Eukaryota; Metazoa; Chordata; Actinopteri; Perciformes; Serranidae. The record is from RefSeq and is a predicted model, not a curated record.